Microtus ochrogaster (prairie vole) is the source of this 663-nucleotide messenger RNA. The record is from RefSeq and is a predicted model, not a curated record. Lineage: Eukaryota; Metazoa; Chordata; Mammalia; Rodentia; Cricetidae.
AUGGCUUUCAUCUUCAGAACGGCCAUGCAAUCUGCAGGGCUUUCUCUCUCACUGCUAGGAUGGGUCCUGGCCAUUAUUACAACGUAUCUGCCCCACUGGAAGAACCUCAACCUGGACCUGAACGAGAUGGAAAACUGGACCAUGGGGCUCUGGAAAGCCUGCGUCAUCCAGGAGGAAGUAGGGAGGCAAUGCAAGGACUUUGACUCCUUCCUGGCCUUGCCAGCUGAACUCCAGAUCUCCAGGAUCCUGAUGUCUCUGUCGAAUGGGCUGGGGCUGCUGGGGCUGCUGGGCUCUGGCUGUGGCCUGGACUGCUGGAGGCUCGGAGAGAGCCAGAAGGGUCUGAAGAGGCGGCUGCUCAUCUUGGGAGGGUUCCUGCUCUGGACUUCGGGCGUGCUGGUCCUGGUUCCUGUCUCCUGGGUGGCCCACGUGACGGUUCAGGAGUUCUGGGAUGAGACCCUGCCUGAGAUUGUGCCCAGGUGGGAGUUUGGGGAGGCCCUUUUCCUUGGCUGGUUUGCUGGCUUCUGCCUGGUACUUGGAGGGUGCCUGCUCCACUGUGCAGCCUGCUGGAGCCCGGCUGCCCCCGCCUCGGGCCACUAUGCAGUGGCAGGAUUGCAAGACCACGGUUCGUAUCUGGAAAACGGAACUGCACAGCCUCACGUGUAA